CCUCAGAUCAGUCACUGCAGACAGACUGAGAACUAACUCAAAGAGUUCAAGUGAGUGUGAGACUAUUUAAUAACUGAUAUUUUUGAUAACUUCGAUAACUAUUUAAGAUAUCUCCGUUUUUUUAUUUUGGUAUUUUACCAUCUCAAAGGACGCAAUAUCAUAAAGGUAAGCACUUGCUCAGAGCUGACAUUCACUGAAAUUUUGGGCCCGUCUGAGCACACAAAACAGACAUGAUUAAAACAAGAAACAGUGAGGGGAAUGUCCUAAACCGUGUGGUGAAACUGCCACUGGUCAGCUCCGCGCUGCAGCAGGCCUCAUCUGUCUACACAGUUGUGAAAGGACGGUAUCCACUGCUGGGGUUUGUGGGAGGUGUAGCAGAGCUGGGUGUCCGUAGUGCAUCCACAGCAGCCCUCCAACAAGCUGCUCCACUGCUCCAGAACCUACAGACAGAAAUUGACGCAGUGAAUAGUUAUGCACUGGUGGGUUUGGACCAACUUGAGAAGUACUUCCCUAUCCUCCAACAGCCCACAGAUGAGGUGGUCGCUAAUUUGAAGGACGCUUUCUUCUCUCGGCUAGACGAUGCUCAGUCUCGGCUGAAUGACGAGCUGGACAGGGCCGUGGACAGGUGGGACAGGCUGAUAGACCAGAUGUGGCGCCUCCUGGCGGAAGCUCAGGGAUCGGGCCCGGGACGAGCGAUCACUGCGGGUCUGGAUGAGCUCAUCACGCAGUCAGAGGAGGCGGUGGCGUAUUAUCUGCCCCUGCCACCCACCCUGCGUUAUGAGUAUGAGAGAAUGGUGCAGAGUUAUGAAGAUGAAUACGUUCAUGAUGACGACGAUGAAGAUGAUGAUGAAGAGCCUCCAAUGUGGAUGCGUAUCCGUAGCCUGUUGUUGUGCCUAUACUUUCAGCUGUAUUACAGACUGAUGAAGCUGAGAGAAAGAGUGGACAACAUAUUGCAGAUGCUUGGGGCCGCAGCUGAAACGGUGGGUCUAAAGAAGCUGAUGGAGAUGGUGGAGAUGCUGCUGCAGCUGCUUCUGUCCUUUUACACCACUCGGGUUCAUCAUGUGGAGGAGCUGCGUUCUCUGCUGGUGUCUCGGCUCACAGCAGGUCUGCAGGCACUGACAGUUUGGCCUCCUGUACAGCAGAUGCUGGUUCUGCCUACACAGGUUCGCAGCCUCAUGAAUGACCUGCUGGAACUGGGACAGAUUCUCAUACAGCUGCUCAUCAACACCACCCCGCUCUACGACCUGGUGAAACAGGUGUCUGAUCUAGAUGCUGCAAACAACCCAACUCCAGAUGAGGUUCCCGAGAGUCCCUCUGGCCGUGCCUCUGCAAACAGCCUCUUCCUCAAGGCCAUGGAUGGUCGUCCACGUCGCCGCAGAAGCCUUUAUGCCCGUUCCCGCCGCGGGUCCAGCAGUGGGGUUCCAACCAGCCCAGUUCCCUCCCCAACUCCAACCCCAAGCCCGGUCCCAGCAAAUGGACGUAAAGGCAGUUUGAAGAUGGAUUCCAACUCAGUGGGGCCUCCAGAGCUCGACACAUUGGCUGUGCCCACCACCGAUAUGAUCCGCCGCCGUUCCUCGACCACAGAGGUCCUGCUGGCUCCCAUUAUGCAGUUUGUAACACAGAGCCAGCGAGCGUUUGAGUAUCUGAGCUCCUCAACUGAAGAUCAGGUCUUACCUGUGGUGGAAACCACAGAGCACUAGGGUCUACUUAUCUUCUACAUUAAACCUACAUUUAAUUACAGAUCAUUUAAUUACAGAUCAUUCGGUUUGCUGGUUGUUAUGAAGAGUACAGCAAACACACCAUUGAAAAAAACUAAUAGAAUAAAUCCUUUAGUUUGCCUACAUAAAACAAUCAUAUCGUUACAAUUUAACUUUUGGAUAAAAUCAUUUACCUAGCAUUGAGAAUGUGCAGAUCAUUAAAUCUAUCAAGCAUUGUUUCAGCUAUGUGUAUUACUUCCGUACAUUAAAAAUACUAUAGUAAUUUAUAGUACAUACUAUAGUGGCUUUGAACCGUACUAGUACUUGAAUAAAUGUUAUUAUAAACAAACAAAUUAUCCAAUAUUGUUGUCAGUUUAUGCAACUAUAUUAUACUACACUACACGGUUUACUGUUGUAAAACUACAUAGGAUAUUUAAACAGCAAAAAUCAGUCCAAGGCACUCGAAAAAUGUGGAAAAAUAUUAAAAAGCCUUUUUUCACAUGGCUAAUCCUUAAAAAACCUAUGAGUUUCGGCAAAGAACUGCCUUCAGGGUAUGAUUUGGUUUGUUUGAUCUUGGAUUUUUAUACAUAGGCUGCUUAUUACAGUUCAUCAGUUCACGAUUACUAUAAAGUACUAUAGUAUUUUUUAUGUGAAUUAGAAUGGAAAACAGUAUGGAUUUGCUUCCUGCAGUGCCAUUUGUGUAUGUGGCAUUUUAUUGCUUUCAUUGUCUGAUUGUAGUAGUUAGUGCUUAUAAACGUAUGACGUAACAAAACAUUUUGUGUAGAGCAAACAAAUGUAUUUCUACUCCUGAGCCUCCUUGCAUUCUGUGGAGAGUUGGAUUCAUGAUUGAUAAUGAUUAGCUGGAAACCGCCCAAUGUGUGUUUAAUCAAGAGAAGAUGAUAAAAGUAUAUGAAUAACGUUACUUUGAUUCUUUAUGGGCUGAUUUAUGCUUUGUUAAGCAAGUGCUGAUAGAAAAAACUGUUACGCAAAGAUGUGUAUGAACGGUCACCGAAGGGUGUUAAAUGAUGUUACACAAAGUACAAAAAUACACAAUGUAAAAAAAAAGUGUUACAUGUUUCAAGCUUUUAGCUAAAAUCCCUACAGUCUGUUGUGCUUUUUCCUGUAACAAACGUAAUAUUGACUUUAAAUGUAAUUAAACAUUUUAGUAAAUGCAAUUGUUGUUUUGAGUACUUAAAAAACUUAUUAAAAAAAUAAGUUCAAGAAUCUUGGUGUGAUUCUGGAGUCAGAUCUGAGUUUCAAUAGUCAUGUCAAAGCAGUUAGUAAAUCAGCAUACUAUCAUCUCAAAAACAUUGCAAGAAUUAGAUGCUUUGUUUCCAGUGAAGACUUAGAGAAACUUGUUCAUGCUUUUAUCAGCAUUAGGGUGGAUUACUGUAACGGCCAGUUACAGACAGUUGCAGCUCAUCCAGAACGCUGCGGCCAGGAUUCUGACCAGAAUCAGCACAUCACACCUGUCCUCAGGUAGAUUUUAAAGUAUUACUACUUGUCUUUAAAUCACUAAAUGGCCUAGGACCUCAAUAGAUUAGAGAUAUGCUCACUGAAUACAAACCUAACAGAUCACUCAGAUCUUUAGGAUCAUACAAACUAGAAAUUCCAAGAGUUCAGUCAGAGCAGGGUGAAUCCACCUUCAGCUAUUACGGAAUCAGCUUCCAGAAAUGAUCAGAUGUGCUCCGACAUUAGGCACAUUCAAGUAAAGACUGAAAACACACCUGUUUAGCUGUGCCUUUACUGAAUGAGCGCUGUGCUUUAUCCAACAGAUUGCGCUAUGAUGUCUUUCUUUUCUUUUUCACUCUUUUAUAACCUGUUUUAACACAUUUUAAUCUUUUUUUUUUAUUACUUUUAUUAUGUUUUUAUUUUCUUAUACUUGUUUCUUUUAUUCCCGUUUAUGUAAAGCACUUUGAAUGACCAUUGUGUAUGAAAUGUGCUAUAUAAAUAAACUUGCCUUGCCUUACUAUUUGAGCAGUGAA
Molecule: messenger RNA, 3682 nt
Organism: Danio aesculapii
Lineage: Eukaryota; Metazoa; Chordata; Actinopteri; Cypriniformes; Danionidae
Gene: plin6
Product: perilipin 6
Exons: 9
Coding region: 231-1700 (489 amino acids)
Biological process (GO): positive regulation of triglyceride storage; lipid storage
Cellular component (GO): cytosol; lipid droplet
Source: RefSeq, a predicted model, not a curated record